GUGAAGGAGGAGGAGCACAGCAGGAGCCCUGGUCCUAAACUCCUGAAGGAAGUUCAGGAGGUUCAGAAACACAUCUCUCUGCUGCAGGAGAGGCUCAGCAGAGCAGCCGCUUCACAGGAUGGAGCUGCAGGGUCCAGGAACUGUGAGGUAGAGGAGGGGGACGCAGGACCUCAACACACCUCUUCCUCUCCGGGGGAAAACAGCACCGACGGACCCUCGACCAACAACAACUCA
This is a messenger RNA of Notothenia coriiceps (black rockcod), 234 nucleotides long. Its product is annotated as rho guanine nucleotide exchange factor 12-like. The annotation marks the transcript as partial. The transcript has 2 exons. The record is from RefSeq and is a predicted model, not a curated record. Lineage: Eukaryota; Metazoa; Chordata; Actinopteri; Perciformes; Nototheniidae.